Messenger RNA from Drosophila arizonae, 584 nucleotides. RefSeq names its product Coiled-coil domain-containing 58 (gene Ccdc58). NCBI's taxonomy places the organism in Eukaryota, Metazoa, Arthropoda, Insecta, Diptera, Drosophilidae. Gene Ontology annotation, cellular component: mitochondrion; mitochondrial intermembrane space. The record is from RefSeq and is a predicted model, not a curated record.
AAAACGCACAUUGCGCCGGCUAAUUUUUGUUUUUUAUUUUGUUAAUUUGAUAAAUAAUAUUCAAUUUUUAAUAUUCAAUGGCUGUUUCUUGCUUUGACUUUUUGGGCUUUCAAGAGGCUCUAAAGAAGAUGCGCGAUGUAGAUGAUAAAAUUAUUUACGCUCUUAAUGCUCUGCCUACGGAAUCAUUCAAGGGUCAAGUGAAUAGUGAGAGCACAUGCAGGGAUCUGUACACUAAACUGCAGCAGUCACAUCUCGCACGGCAAACAAAUAUACGCAAUUGCAUAACCUUAUCAGCGGCAACAUUGAAGAAGCUUCGCGAGCAAAGGGAGGCACAGCCAGAUGAUAUGGACACCGAUAGUAAAUUCAAGGCUGAGCAGCGCAAGCUGAGGGUGCUGCAAGCGGAGCUUAAUGUGGAGGAUAUAAUUAAGGAACGGAGUUACAAGGCAUUUAAUGAACGCUGCAGGAAUUAUUUUCAUGCUGGCGAAUAAAUAUUAUGUUUGAUGCAAUAACAUAUGACAGUGAAGUUGUCAGCAUGCAAUGAAGGCAGUAAUUUAAAUUUUUUAGUUGUAAGUAAAAAUUAUAAA